This is a messenger RNA of Puccinia graminis f. sp. tritici CRL 75-36-700-3, 2781 nucleotides long. RefSeq lists its product as uncharacterized. NCBI's taxonomy places the organism in Eukaryota, Fungi, Basidiomycota, Pucciniomycetes, Pucciniales, Pucciniaceae. Bases 58 to 2604 code for a protein of 848 amino acids. The transcript is spliced from 3 exons. The record is from RefSeq and is a predicted model, not a curated record.
AGCAUCCCAGAAGCUUGACCGAUCACACCGUCUGCAAACUAUCCCCCCAUUAUUACAAUGGAUUCCCCACAACAGCGCCAACUUCGCCUUCAGUAUGAAGAAUUACAUUCAAAUCACAGCCGUAACGAUGAUCAGUCGUUCGCGAGAUUGCUCCGUGAAUCUUCAGUGAGCAAAAUAAAGGAAUAUCUCGAUGGGCUCGCUGAAGCUUAUAGCCGAGUAGAAAUUUAUCCCCCACGUGUGCGUAAUGCGAAAUGGCUUCGAUUUCUUCUCAGAUAUCCUGGAGGCCGGCCUGAUCUGGUAGAGACUUACGACUUACAAGAAGGUAGCCACCUGGACCAGAAAUUUAUCAAGCUCGCCUUCUUUCAUCAACAUCCGCCUUGGGCUCAGCAAGAAGACUUAUCACACCAACGGAUGCUCGGUGCACUCCUGGCAGACUCUAUUGCCGCAGGAGAGGACCUUCUUGCUGCUGCGGUAAUCGACCCCCAGCAUGCUGAGAUCAUCAAGGCUGGUUACCGACACCCAUACUUGAGGGAUCAAACGAUUUCGCAACCGAUCCUCAAACGCCUUGACAAGGCUGCUGGAAACUGGUCUCAAACAGACCACCUCGCCCCAUUUACCUCCUUAAUCGGCCCGAGUAUGAUUGGAAAGACUCGCUUACUACAACAACUUUCGAAAAGUAUCUGCGUUGUAUACAUCUGUCUGCGCCCACAUGGUUCGAGUGGGAUGCCCCCGAGGUCUAAACUUGCCGAUGCAAUGAUUCUCGUUCAGAAGAAAGUUCCUGAACUAGAACUGGAAUAUACACGACUCCUAGCUGCGAUUUUCCAUGUGGUGGCAGAAUUUUUCUCCAGUCAACCAGCCCAGGAUGGCGAAACGAAACGACUGACGAGUUGGUUCAAAUUUAAUGAUAAAUCUGGGGAUGAGUUUGCGUCUAGAGUUGGUGAGAGACUGAAAGAAAUUUCGAAAAUCCCGACAGACGCUUCCGCCUCGCUUGUUACCAAUUUGAAGAAGCUACACAACAGUACACGCUUCAUCUGUAAUCCGCACCUAAAGGUAUUACUAGCCAUCGAUGAAGCCCGGACGCUUGUAGGGCUAGAAACAAGCGAUGAUUUGAGGAUCUCAUACUUUCGAAUCUUUUGGCGAGUUCUAGCCACGAUACCGAGUUCGCUUGGAUUCUUCGCCAUCUUUACAGACACCACAUCAACCGUCGCAGAUUUUAAUCCGACUUUGCACAAUGAUCCCAGUGCAAGACCCCCACCCGGUCGCAAGCCCAAGGAACUAUUUGCGCCUAUAUAUGACAUUGGCACCUUUGACUCAAAGGUUCCCACAUGUCCUCCCAAAACAUGGGCCGAAUUAAUAUCACCGCGACGCCUUUUCAGUUACGGUCUCCCAUUCUUUCGAAUUUAUGUCGAGGGAGCAGAGCGCAAAGGGAUACCAAUGCCUAUGAUUGUCAUGAACCUCAGAGAGAUUGCCAUUGAAAAAUUGCUAUGCCUUCCAUGUCACCCUCAAGAGCUUUCUGAGGGUCAAAUAUUUGCUUUGCUGGGUUCUACCAUUCAGCCACAGAUCUAUGAGGCUGCGAAGUUGAAUUCUGAGUUGGUUUCAAGUCAUCUUGCUCAUUGCUUGUACAUUUCACCAUCUCGCAAAAGAAUCAUCAGCAAAUACCCAUCUCAGUUUGCUUUGUCCAUGGCGGCUAACGAGUUCCUUGCAAACAAGGAGCAUAGAUUGAUUUCCUGCAUCAAGGGUCUCACUGUCAUCCUACGACAAGGACUCAUCUCCACGGGGAAUGCUGGGGAAUUGGCUAGUCGAAUCAUCUUGUUGUGCGCAAUGCACAAAGCCAUGUCGAUCUCCACCGGUCAGGCCGAUCUUCCAUAUGGGUGCUCAGUUCGAUUGGCAGAUUUCUUAUGUGCUCUGACUGGAUUGAAAAAAGAAGAGCUGGACCUCGGUGACAUAGGAGCUCAGCACAAAAACCGGCUCUUGAACCAAGGUCGAAUAUUUUGGAACCACUUUGUACAGAUUACCUAUACACCGAAUUCGGCGGAUUUUUUGGAAUUCAUGUACCAAGGUCUGGCAAUACAAUGCAAGCCCAACCAGCCGGCAUUUGACCAACUGUUUACGAUCUACCUGAAAUCGGGUCCGACAAAUUUGGUACUUGAAAAAGACAAUAUUUCAUUUUGCGGUGUACAAGCAAAGAAUGGAAAAGGUGACUUCAAGAACAAGGUUCUCAAGUGGACAGAUGAGUAUGCAGGCAUCGAAAUCAACCCACAAAAUCCAUAUCUUGUCAUUCUCUUCAGCUUCAAAACCAAAUAUACUAACCAAGAGGCACCAGUGAACCCGAAACGAGGGUCUCUAAUUUUCCAUGGCCUCGCCGAGAUUGACUGCCUGACGGCUGGGAUUUCCAACGCCUUGAAAGAACUACUAGCGGUUGAAGCAGACGUUCGGAGCUUCUACAAAGACGCACAGAUGAAAAGCUUUGUGGAGACAAUUCGCCCCGCCGUAUACCCCAUACGACACCCCAACUGUGAUCUGAGUGAAGAUUUGCACUCGAGGGAUAUUGAUUCAGACACUGUUUGCAUGGUAGAAGGAGCGGACUCUGAAAUGAACGAUUGACUGUCCAAUCUCAAACUUUUUUUUGCACUCUUUCAACUUGUCUUUUUUCAAGUAUUUACUUCAUGUCAUAGCUUCCAAUCACCUGUGUUUUUUUGCAUUCUUUGUGCUUCCCUUUGCACAUUUCACCCUUCUACAGCUAGAGGGUGCAAUAAUGGUAUGAUCUAACACUGCCAGAAA